Molecule: messenger RNA, 264 nt
Organism: Pisolithus orientalis
Lineage: Eukaryota; Fungi; Basidiomycota; Agaricomycetes; Boletales; Pisolithaceae
Exons: 1
Coding region: 1-264 (87 amino acids)
Source: RefSeq, a predicted model, not a curated record
AUGCCUUCAUUUGCGGUUCGAAAAGUGCUUCAAGAACGGUACAAUGCCGACAGGCGCCAUAUUUACGACUACUUUCACAGCCGUGGUUUGCGGGUGGUGAGGAAAGAAAAGGUAAACAGUGGCGUAGAAACCCCUGUCUCUCAGUCACCAGUAGGUUCAACUGCACCCUGCAUGAUGGUCUCCAAUUUUUUAAAAUAUACUUCUUGUUGCGUAGCACCACAGAAUUCGUUUUUCGAGACUGCGCUCGCGUCCUCACCGCAAUAA